UGUCUAUUUACUUUUAAUUUUGAUAUAGGUGAAAGGACUUUUAAUUAUGGGAAAUGCAGAGUCAAGUGAUUCUCAUGCUGAUUUUCACCAGCGACCCCGGUACUCUGAAGGAAGUUCAGCAAAUACUAGCUACCAAUAUCAUCAACCCCCUUCCUUCGUUGGAAGUUCAGCAAGUGCUAGUCAUCAAUAUCAUGACCACCCUUCCUAUGAUGAAAGUUCAAUGAAUACUAGCUAUCAAUAUCAUCAACCGGUUCAACCCUCUUUAUAUGCUGGGAGUUUGGUGAAUACCAAACAUCAACAUAAGCAGCGACCCACAUAUAUACCUGACAAUUUCAGUUCAUUGGAUCAGGUUGUUUCCGCUUUGAGAGAAGCUGGUUUGGAGUCUUCGAAUCUUAUAAUUGGUAUUGACUUCACCAAAAGCAAUGAGUGGACAGGAAAAUAUUCUUUCAACCAUAAAAGCCUUCAUUAUAUUGGAAACACUCCUAAUCCAUAUGAGCAAGCGAUCUCUAUUAUUGGCCGUACUCUCUCUUCGUUUGAUGAAGACAAUCUGAUCCCAUGUUUUGGAUUUGGUGAUGCAUAUACACAUGAUCAGAAUGUGUUCAGCUUUUAUCCCGAUGAUCGCUAUUGUCACGGUUUUGAGGAAGUACUUGCACGCUACCGAGAGAUUGUGCCACACUUAAAAUUGGCAGGUUUAAUAUUAUUGUCCUUGCUGACCAUUUUUGACAAUUUUCUUUUACAAGUUUAUAUAUCAAACAUAUUUAGGACCCUGCAGAAUAACCCUACUAUAGUGAUUGUCUAGAAGCACCUGUAUGAUGAUGAUGGCAAGUCACCACUGUAAGAAAAAUUAUAAAAUGUAUACAUGAAAAUAUGACGUAAAAACUUGUAGAAGACAUGCUAGUUGAUGUGCUGAUCCAAUGACCUAGAAAACUUGUGAAAGUAAUGGGCUUUGUAUGCAGUUUAUAAGAAAGUGUUAUCUGAAUGUUGUGUGUCAAAUGCAGAUCAAGUGGUAUGUUUAUACCAAUUUACGGAAUUAAAUACAACAAAUUCUUGACUAAAAAUCAGGAAUAAAUAAUCCUAAUUUUCUACAAUCUGUAAUUGCUAGUGGCUAAUUACAUUCUAACAGUCUCUCUCAAGUUAAAGUAUAUGUCAUAUAUACUAAGUUUGUUACAAAUGUACUUAACCCAAGGGCAUAUGAGGGACUUGGUGAACACGUCUACCAAUUGGUUGAUAGAAUUGACAAAAUCGGUUGUGUUUACUCUAAAGAGCACCUUUUCUCUAAAAAAGUGAUCAUUAAUCUUUAUGUGUUUGGUUCUUUCAUGGAAGAUUAGGUUUGAUGUAUUGUAAAGUGUAACAAAUAUGUCCACAAUUUUUAGUUCUUGUAGUAGUUGCUUUAGCCAUGU
This is a messenger RNA of Vigna umbellata (rice bean), 1400 nucleotides long. The record is from RefSeq and is a predicted model, not a curated record. NCBI's taxonomy places the organism in Eukaryota, Viridiplantae, Streptophyta, Magnoliopsida, Fabales, Fabaceae.